GAUAUCAAAUUCGACGUUAAUGGAUUAAAGCAACGAAAACCUGUCUCUACCAUCUUAGAUAGCCAACUGUUUCGCCAAGAGCUAGAAACUAUUACCCAAAGCCAUGCAAAAAGUAGUACCAAUUUCCCGAUUAAAGCUAAACCAUCCGAUAAUCCAAUUACAACAUUAGAUUUAUCUACUAUUGCUUUCCAUCAUUUAUCCACUGUAGCCUUUCAUCGCUUCUAUCCUAUUGCGGAUCUCAGUAGCAGAAGUAACUAUAGCUUUGAAAAAGGAGAGAAAAAUUUACGAUGUAAAUUAGCUUGUGUUUUCCGUUUAAUUGAUAUUUUGGAAUGGGAACAGUGUCAUGGCACCCUUAUUACGAGUCGCAUUAGCAUGGGGAAAUAUCAAUUUUUAGCUAAUCCGUAUGGCUUAUCCUAUCAAGAAAUAUCGGCUAGAAAAUUAUUGAAAGUCAACGGUCAAGGCCAAGCUGUAGAUCUACAUCGCCAAGCUUUCUUGGUCGAUCAGCGUCAAUUUGUCGUCCAUCAAUAUGUUUAUACAGCAAAACCAGAAACGCGCUGUAUCAUCCACUUGAGGACUCCAACAACCUUAGCC
Trichoplax adhaerens is the source of this 591-nucleotide messenger RNA. RefSeq lists its product as uncharacterized. NCBI's taxonomy places the organism in Eukaryota, Metazoa, Placozoa, Uniplacotomia, Trichoplacea, Trichoplacidae. The annotation marks the transcript as partial. The record is from RefSeq and is a predicted model, not a curated record. The transcript has 3 exons. Gene Ontology annotation, cellular component: postsynaptic density; cytoskeleton; plasma membrane. Gene Ontology annotation, molecular function: actin filament binding.